This is a messenger RNA of Sitodiplosis mosellana (orange wheat blossom midge), 3239 nucleotides long. It is a transcript of the gene Golgin97, whose product is annotated as golgin subfamily A member 1. The transcript is spliced from 10 exons. Bases 1143 to 3143 code for a protein of 666 amino acids. The record is from RefSeq and is a predicted model, not a curated record. Gene Ontology annotation, cellular component: Golgi apparatus. Lineage: Eukaryota; Metazoa; Arthropoda; Insecta; Diptera; Cecidomyiidae.
GCUUUUUUCUAAUGAAAAAUAAGUGAAAACAAAGGAAAAAUCUGAAAUUUUUUUUUUUUUUUAAAUAUUAAAAAAGAAUUUUGAGGCUAAAUCAUUACAUCGUCACGAAAUGUGUAUUGUAUAUCGAUUUUUCGUUCGGUUGAAACUGUCAGAAUGUGACAGAAUGGCUAAGUAAACACAGCGUAUGCGUGUAGUAUGCAAAAAAAAAAAACGCAAGUAACACUAUUUGCUAUGUAUUUACAUUGUAUUGUGUGUGAAACGAGCAAAAUCAGCAUCAACCAAUUGAAAUCGACACAUUGUGUUGCAUGAAAUAGACAGGGAUAGAGCAUACCAAAACAUUGUACUGAUUUUUUGGGUGCUGUGUGUUGUAUACAUAUUAUUUCCUUCGUUCAAAUAGAACAGACAUCGAUUGCUUUUUCUUGUAUGGAGCGGAGCAAGCAUUGAAAGUGUGCGUUCGGAAUAUUGUGUAUAGAUGGUUUUUGUGGUAUAUCGUUGUUGAAAUUGGUUCUCGCCGAAUCAAAAACAUCGACGUGGUGAAUCACAUCCAUAUCCACUACAAUUGUCAACAAUCGUUUGGAAAUUUGAGCGAAACAUAUUAUCGAAAAACAAUAGCCAGCCCGUGCAGCCAGCCGAUACCAAGUUUUGAAUUACGUACUUCUGACUUUUUCUUCUUCUUUUAUUGGAUCCUUUACUUUUGGCUUGGCAAAUUCAUUUCGCUUAAAGUGUAUUGUGCAGUGCUUCACUAACAUUCAUUUGCCUAUCGACGUUUCGUUUGCUUCGCUGUUGCUGUUUAUAGUAAACAAAAUUUGCAUAGAUUUUUCGUUCGUCGAUUUUCGUUGCGGCCCGAAAAUUCAUAUUGAAAGUGAAAUCACGGAUCGAAACCAAAACAAAUAAUUAGCAAGUGUUGAUUGCUGAUAACAAAAACAGAAAUAAAAACCGAGUGAUAUUUUUUCCGACCGCAACCGAUUUGAGUAAUUUUCGUCGUUUAUCAUGGACAUUCAACUUUAGUAGUGGAUUCUCAGUUAGAUUCAAAGCCAUCCAACUGUAAUAAGAAUAGUCGUCUGUCGUCGUUUGCUCCGCAUUGAACGUCAUUGUGGCAUGACACAGUGUUGUAGUGGGUGAUUGGUUGCAGCAGCAUUUUUAUGAUGUUCACAUCGCUGAAGAAUAGAAUUCGCGAGGAGACUGGUAACGACGUUUGUGCAUCACAUCCGGCAUUCACGUCGCAUCGUCGCAACUCGUUGAGUGUGAACAAUUUAAAUAACAACAACAACAACAACAUUAUCAUCGAUACAAGUCAACUGGGUGCUGUCAAUUCAAAUGGCACCGCCGCAACGCUCAAUAAUAACCAGCAAUCACGUUUCACCGCAAACAUUUCACCAAUCGAUCAACUGAACGCCGUCAUCGCACAGAAAAACGAUGAAAUCAAUCAAUUGAUCGAAAAACUAAACGAAUCGGAUGCAACGCUUACCAAAUUAUCCACUGAAUGCAAUGAACUGGCGGCAAUUAAGGAUCGGCUGGAAAAGAGUAACGCCAUUCUAGAUGAUGCACUCAAAGUGGCACAAGAACAAAAAGAGAUGAUUCACAGCGAACAGGAUAAAAUACAAAAUUUACAAGCACAAGAAAUUAGCAAACUCAAGAGCUUACUACAUUUUCGGGAACAAGAAGCGAUUGAUCGACUGUCGACAAUAAAACGAAAGGAUAAUCAGUUGGAGCAGCUGCAAAUGGAAAAUGUCCGUUUGCGUGAACUUGAAGCGAAUUUCGAAAAUAUUCAGGAUGAACUGGAGAAAUUGCGUCAUUCGGCACAAAUGGAAAAGAACAGUUUAACGGCCACGUUGGCAUCGAUGGAAGAGCACAAUCGGCAUUUGACCAGCAAAUUACAGAUAUACGAAGAGGGUCGCAUCAAUUUCACAAUGAACCAAAGUAAUGACGAAAAGAUGCAGAUUUUGUUGCGUGAACGUCGCAUGUUGGAGCAACGUUUAGAAGAGGCACAUCUCCAUUUGUCGGACAUAAAAAGUACAUGGAGUGCACAGAAUAUGGCCUUGGAGACACAAGUCGACCGUUUAUCCCGGCAAGUGGCCGCCGAAACUACCGAAAAACGAAAAGCCCUCACCGCACAUGAUCAACUGGCCGAAAAGUGCAAACAGCUGGCAUUCCAACUCGAAAAAUCCUACGUCGAUAUUGAACAACGCGAUCAAAAGAUAAAGUUAAUGAGCGAAGAAAUUGACGAUUUAAGCUCAACUUAUCAAGAUUUUAAAGACCAAAACGAAGAGGAAGUGACAUUCUUGCGAAACAAAGUUAACAAGAAUACGAAUGAAAUUGAUGAACUGAAACAGUCUCUGGAAACAACCAUGGAUCGACUGAACACGCAAUCCGAUGAAACCGACCAACUCACCCGAUCCCUAAAUGGACGCGUCGAAGCUCUUCAAACUGAUCUGUAUUCCAUACAAACCGAAUUGGAGAAAGAGAAAAAGGAGAAGAAUACCAUUGUAUUGAAAAAUGCUGAGAUUUCACAGAAUGAAGAGCGAUUGAAGCAACAACUGCGAAAUGAAUCACACGAAAUGAAUGAAAUGUGUGACACGGUCCAAAAAUUGACGGACGAGCGAAACGAGUUAGAAGCACGUCUCAACGAAUAUCAUCAGCAACUCGAAAGCGUUGAAGAUUUGAGAAAUGAGAUCAGUGACAAAAAUAAGGCAAUCAAAAUACUGAACCAGCGACUGUCCGAUAUGAAGAAGACACUUCAAAAUGAGCUGAAAUCAAGUUCAAAUGAAAAGGUUGGCGCGAUUGUGGCAAACAAUUCAAAUGCGCCAACGACCAAUGGGAAUAUCGUCGGCGAUAGUACAGCCGAAACAGAUCAACUUGUAAACAAUAAUUCGAAGAAGGCGUUGGCCGUUGUCAUGGACGAUGUCAACUUUGCAUACUUGAAACAUGUGAUACUGAAAUUUUUGACUAGUCGAGAGGUCGAAGCUCGACACCUAAUAAAAGCGAUUGGAACACUUUUGCAUCUGAACCACGAAGAAGAGCAAUUACUGCACGAAACGUUGAAUUUUAAAGUGGGCUGGUUCGGAUCGCGAACGGUUGAUGUGACCACAAGAAAUCGACAUCAUAAACUCUUGUCCGUUCCAUCGCCAUCAUUACGCAGCUAGUAAUAAAAACGCUUAAGUCGAAACCAUUGAAUCAAAUCGAUGUGCAAAUACACGAACAUUCCGAAUAAAUUAUUUCAUUUUCACAGUUUAACAAAA